AGACGUCGGCGACCAGAAGCUCUAUAGCAUCUAUGGCUGGAAGUAAGGAACAGCGGAUCCUGGACUUUGUAAAGGAGAAUGCAGUGAGUGGAGACCCUCAAAGUGUGGUGGAUCAAAUUGAUAAAUAUUGCAGCCAGAAGGAAUGGGCCAUGAAUGUGGGAGAUGAAAAAGGUCUAAUCCUGGACAAUAUAGUCAAGGAGACUAACCCGUCCAUAGUUCUGGAGCUGGGCACAUACUGUGGGUAUUCUGCCAUCCGCAUAGCUCAGCUACUAAAACCUAAUGCUCGUCUGCUCACCAUUGAAAGGGAACAAGCUCAUGCUGCUGUGUCCAGGGAGAUGAUUGAAUUUGCUGGAUUCAAGGAUACGAUAGAGGUAAUAGAAGGUUCCACAGAGAAGAUCAUUCCAAGGCUGAGAACGGACUAUGGAGUAGAACAUUUAGACUUUGUCUUUAUUGAUCAUUAUAACGAGAGAUACACGGCUGACACCAAAUUACUUGAAGAACUCGGCUUACUCAAGAAAGGGAGCGUUAUAGUAGCAGACAACGUUGUGUACCCUGGUGCUCCAGACUUCCUGGAAUAUGUAAGGACAAGUGGUCGCUAUGAAUGCACCAACUUCCCGUCUCAUGUAGAGUACAGAAAUAAGCCAGAUGCUUUAGAAAAGGCAGUGUUCAGGGGGUAGUGAUCAUUUGGGCAAUGAAACCGGU
This is a messenger RNA of Nanorana parkeri, 702 nucleotides long. RefSeq names its product catechol O-methyltransferase-like. The record is from RefSeq and is a predicted model, not a curated record. Gene Ontology annotation, biological process: dopamine metabolic process; developmental process; catecholamine catabolic process. The coding region runs from base 33 to 677 and encodes 214 amino acids. NCBI's taxonomy places the organism in Eukaryota, Metazoa, Chordata, Amphibia, Anura, Dicroglossidae. Gene Ontology annotation, molecular function: catechol O-methyltransferase activity; magnesium ion binding. The transcript is spliced from 4 exons. Gene Ontology annotation, cellular component: membrane; axon; dendrite.